AUGGUCGAUGCAUUUGGGGCGCUACCGACUGCAGUGAAAACUGGUGUCAAGUUUGGGGUAUCAAUGCCUUUCACAUACCACGCUUUCAAUGGAUUGAAACAAUUGGUGUGGGAUACGGGUCGUCUAUUGGGAAAGAAACAAAACACAAGAGCGUCAUGGGCUGUUUUGGUUUGUUCUAUGAGUGCCUCCUUGGGACUGGCUUUGUACAACCCCGGAGACGAGGAGGAUGUUCAAUAG
Molecule: messenger RNA, 237 nt
Organism: Penicillium pulvis
Lineage: Eukaryota; Fungi; Ascomycota; Eurotiomycetes; Eurotiales; Aspergillaceae
Product: succinate:quinone oxidoreductase subunit C
Exons: 1
Coding region: 1-237 (78 amino acids)
Biological process (GO): tricarboxylic acid cycle
Cellular component (GO): membrane
Molecular function (GO): electron transfer activity; succinate dehydrogenase activity
Source: RefSeq, a predicted model, not a curated record